UUCUUUGUUCUGUCAAUGGCUUAAAAGUGCAGCACUACGCUCUACUUUGAUGGGAUGGAAUGAAGAAUCCGUACCAUCUACAUCAGGAGAUUGUUCAACAGGCCUUCGGUAUGCCAUCCGCUCAACUCUUCAUGCUGACCACUGUCUUUGUGCUGACGUCUGAUGCCAGGACCACGGGCUUGCCCAAAUUGCAGAGCCCCAACAAACCACCUCGAGCCGGGGGUAGUUUGGGCGGCGGAUUUGGACGGGCCACCACCACAACACCAGCCCCUGCCAUCAGCCUUCACACAGAAGAGACUACUGAGUUCACCGUGGACGUGUACACCAUUCCUUCAACAGACAGCAGUACCUACCACGGCGACACUUACCCAACUGAGUUUCCCAUCGAUGCCAUAGCCCCUCCUGGGAACACCAAUGGAAACUACACCCUCGACUACAACGAAUGCUUCUUCAACUUUUGUGAAUGUUGUCCACCGGCAAAAGGCCCUGUGGGGCCCAUGGGAGACACAGGACCACCAGGACCACCUGGGCAAAGGGGCCUUCCUGGCUUGCCAGGAGUGAAAGGAGAAAUAGGGCCCAGAGGAUUUCCAGGACCGGCAGGAUUGGCCGGUGCCAAUGGACUCAAUGGAGACACAGGGGAAAAAGGUGAUCAAGGGCCGGUGGGUAUUCCUGGUCCACCAGGGAUCACCGGGAAGCCUGGGGACAAAGGUUAUACAAUUUUAAUAGAACUUCAGUUGAACUGUCUGUCACUGACAUGUAAUCCAGGCCCCAGAGGAGAGAAAGGUGAGCGUGGCUUCACUGGGAUGAAAGGGGACCCUGGAGAAAGAGGGGAUCCUGGCCUGAAUGGGACUAAAGGCAGCAUCGGGCCCAUGGGUCCACCCGGGAUAGCUGGGGUAAAGGGUCAGAAAGGUGAACAAGGACUUACCGCUGAGUGUUUAGUCGGUGAAAAAGGAGAGAAAGGUGAUAUGGGUGAGCAUGGGCCCCCAGGCCCAAAAGGUGAGAUGGGGCCUCCGGGAACAAACGGAACUAAUGGCGCAAAAGGAGAAAGAGGGCCGCCAGGUGUAAAGGGAGAUACUGGAACGAGAGGGCUUUCAGGCCCAAGGGGCAUGGCAGGGUUGAGAGGGGAGAGGGGACCUAAAGGUGGGCGUGGGCCCCGUGGUCUAAAAGGUCAACCGGGUGAGAGCGUGGAGCAGGUUCGCUCGGCUUUCAGCGUGGGUUUGUUCCCCAGUCGGUCGUUCCCACCACCCGGUCUACCUGUGAAGUUCGAUAAGGUGUUUUACAACGGGGAGGGGCACUGGGACCCAGUACUGCACAAGUUCAACGUGACAUGCUCCGGAGUCUACUUGUUCACGUAUCACAUCACCGUUCGCAGCCGGCCCGUGCGCACCGCCCUGGUUGUUAACGGGAUACGAAAGCUGCGGACGCGAGACUCCCUGUACGGACAGGACAUCGAUCAGGCCUCCAACCUCGUACUGCUCCAAGUGAGCGAGGGUGACCAAGUGUGGCUGGAGACUAUAAGAGACUGGAAUGGAGUUUACUCCAGCAGUGAGGAUGACAGCACUUUCUCCGGUUUCCUGCUUUACCCAGAAAACAAAGCAAAUGCUCUGGAAAACAUGUAACUGCAACAUCUGGCAUUCAGCCGUCUCUUAUUCGAAACUUCAAUCUUUAUCUCUGCUUUUUCAAUUUAAUGUGAUUUACUGCUUAGAAGCCUUUUGCUGCAGUUGUGUUAUUCAAACCAAAUGCUUGGCUUGCCUCUCUGUGUUUGGUAAUGGAAGAGACAUGACUUUACUUUUGUCAGCAACUAUUCUGUUCUUCAUCAAACUGCAAUAAAAUCC
Messenger RNA from Menidia menidia (Atlantic silverside), 1835 nucleotides. NCBI's taxonomy places the organism in Eukaryota, Metazoa, Chordata, Actinopteri, Atheriniformes, Atherinopsidae. The record is from the annotation of a GenBank genome assembly.